Aspergillus versicolor CBS 583.65 is the source of this 594-nucleotide messenger RNA. Its product is annotated as putative RAS small monomeric GTPase. Gene Ontology annotation, biological process: Ras protein signal transduction. The record is from RefSeq and is a predicted model, not a curated record. Gene Ontology annotation, molecular function: GDP binding; GTP binding; GTPase activity. Gene Ontology annotation, cellular component: plasma membrane. Lineage: Eukaryota; Fungi; Ascomycota; Eurotiomycetes; Eurotiales; Aspergillaceae. Bases 1 to 594 code for a protein of 197 amino acids. The transcript is spliced from 5 exons.
AUGGGAGACGCCCCAAACAAAAUCUCGAUCACUAUUUGCGGGGACGGUGGAUGCGGAAAAUCUUCCAUCACCCUGAGACUGGUCCGCAGUGAAUGGGUCCACGAAUACGAUCCUACCAUAGAGGACUCGUAUUCGGUCACGCGCACCAUUGAUGGCGAACAAUAUUUCUUGUCUAUCACUGAUACUGCGGGUCAGGAAGAGUAUCGAGGUCUAUGGGCAACGUCCAAUCUAAAGUCCGACGCGUUCCUCCUCGUCUACGACAUCACCAGCGAGUCCAGUUUAAGCGCACUAGAUUAUUUCAUGGAUAUGAUCGAGAUGGAGACCGAUCAACGUGCGGAAGACAACCUGCGAUUAUUAAAAGAGCUUGGAAAUAGUGCUCGAGGCUUGGAAGUUGGAAUGGCAGCACCAGUCAGGCUUGUCGCGGGUAACAAAUGUGAUCUCAAGGACAACCGGGUCAUCAGCGCCAAGGAUGGCCUAGAGUAUGCUCGAAAACAUAACAGCGGAUUCAUGGAGACAAGUGCACGGGAAAUGGUCAAUAUUGAAGAAACGUUUGCUCGUAUGAAACCCACCCCGCCGGGAGCACCAUCAAUAUAA